AUGAACAGAUCAUUGCAUCCGUCAAAUAUUACUUUUGCAGAAGCUGAAACGACCAAAUACGAGUGCAACGUUCUGCCAGUGUAUUCAGAGUAUACCGGGCCUGUUUCGGAGGGAUCACAGUUUUGGAAUGCUCAGAAGACUAGCUGCUCCGUGGACGGACAGGAUCAACUUAUAAAUUACAUGAGGGGCAGACGACUAGUUGGAAAGGAGCACCACUUUGGAGGAGACUACAAAGUGGGGGUGUUCCGACGCGAGACAGUCGACGGAGUACAAAACACGUACAAGGAGGUGGGAGAAAGUAGUAACAUCGUGAACUACGGGCACGAGAGAUUGCCAGACGAGAAUGACGCGAUUGAGAAGCUGGUGGACUGGAUGUCUGUGUCAAAACAGAUUCACGAGGAGUGA
Messenger RNA from Ogataea parapolymorpha DL-1, 405 nucleotides. RefSeq lists its product as uncharacterized. Gene Ontology annotation, cellular component: ribonuclease H2 complex. The record is from RefSeq and is a predicted model, not a curated record. The transcript has a single exon. Gene Ontology annotation, biological process: RNA catabolic process. NCBI's taxonomy places the organism in Eukaryota, Fungi, Ascomycota, Pichiomycetes, Pichiales, Pichiaceae. The coding region runs from base 1 to 405 and encodes 134 amino acids.